Molecule: messenger RNA, 1826 nt
Organism: Ooceraea biroi (clonal raider ant)
Lineage: Eukaryota; Metazoa; Arthropoda; Insecta; Hymenoptera; Formicidae
Product: developmentally-regulated GTP-binding protein 2
Molecular function (GO): GTP binding; GTPase activity
Source: RefSeq, a predicted model, not a curated record
GUGUCUUUUGAUUCGACAGCGAGCGAGAAAAAAGCUUUUCGUAAAUAGUAUGAUUAAAGAUAACUAAUCAACUAAUUUUUAUUUGCACAUAAUAUUAUUUAAUGAUGAAUUAGAACAAAGUUUAAUUUUAGGCAGCACUAUCCACGCACUGUGAAGAAUUUUCUGUUUUAAAAUAAUGAUUUAAUGCGAUUUCGGAGGAACGCGGCACAGCUAAUCAAGUUCGCUGCUUUGUUCUUUUUAUUUGUCUUCCUUUUCUCGCCCAGGAACCACAACAGAAUUGUCUUGUCGUUGCUGACAAAGUUAAUAAGGAACUAUUAAUUAUAAAAACUGCUUUAGUUGUACGACAGCUGUCACAAAACCAUUCAGUGUGCUCAUAACCAUUCGCACUGUCAUCGUAGCACGCGCCGGACGAAGCUAUUUGUUGAUUGAUCGCUUGUAAAUGUAACAUAUUACCGUGCACCAAUCUUAAUCUUUCACAAUGGGAAUUCUGGAGAAGAUCUCGGAAAUUGAGAAGGAAAUCGCGCGAACACAGAAAAACAAAGCUACCGAGUAUCAUUUGGGUUUGCUGAAAGCGAAACUCGCCAAGUACAGGUCCCAGCUUUUAGAACCGCCGAAGAAAUCUGAGAAGGGUGAAGGCUUCGACGUGCUGAAGUCGGGAGAUGCCAGGGUUGCGCUCAUCGGUUUCCCGUCGGUCGGCAAGUCCACCCUGCUCAGUACCUUGACUGCUACCCAGUCGGAGGCUGCGUCCUACGAGUUCACCACCUUGACGUGUAUUCCCGGUGUUAUCGAGUACAAAGGUGCCAACGUACAAUUGCUAGAUCUGCCUGGUAUAAUCGAAGGAGCAGCGCAGGGAAAAGGACGAGGUAGACAAGUAAUAGCGGUCGCCAGAACCGCGGACCUGGUUCUCAUGAUGCUGGAUGCAACCAAACAGGACGUUCAACGACAACUCUUGGAGAAGGAGCUGGAAUCGGUCGGGAUACGGCUGAAUAAGAAAAAGCCGAAUAUAUAUUUUAAAGUGAAGAAAGGCGGCGGGUUGGCCUUCAAUUCAACGUGUCCCCUGACGAAGGUAGACGAGAAGCUAGUUCAAAUGAUUCUGCACGAGUAUAAAAUCUUCAACGCCGAGGUACUCUUCCGUGAGGAUUGCACUGCGGAUGAAUUGAUCGACGUCAUCAAUGGGAACCGUGUAUACCUCCCCUGCCUUUAUGUAUAUAAUAAAAUAGACCAGAUAUCGAUAGAAGAAGUUGAUCGGAUUGCUAGACAACCCAAUAGUGUCGUAGUUAGUUGUAAUAUGAAGUUGAAUCUCGACUUCUUACUGGAGAUACUGUGGGAAUAUCUGUCUUUGAUAAGAGUGUACACGAAAAAACCUGGACAGCCACCCGACUUCGAUGAUGGUUUGAUAUUGAGGAAAGGCGUAACGGUGGAACAUGUGUGUCAUGCGAUUCACCGCACGCUCGUUCAACAGUUUAAAUAUGCUUUUGUAUGGGGCACAAGCACCAAAUAUUCGCCCCAGCGAGUAGGAUUGCAACAUGUGAUACACGAUGAGGAUGUUGUACAAAUAAUGAAAAAAUAAAUCCUCUCGGAAUUAACAAAUUCAUCGGUGACAAAAUGUGGAUAGCAAUAUAGGCCUUACUUAGCCUUCUCUAUAUUUUGUUUACAUAUUAGGUGUAUAUGUGUAACAAAAAUGCAAGCAAAUUACUACACUAUCACUACUACUAUUAUUGAUAAAAUUCGACGGUUUUAGCAUGGAUGUGUAUGAUAUGCGCUUGAAUCAUAUAUUUUAAGAACCUUAUGAUCCGCGUGCAUUGUUCCAAUAAAAUUUGUAAAAA